Diplodia corticola is the source of this 1830-nucleotide messenger RNA. Its product is annotated as mfs general substrate transporter. Bases 1 to 1830 code for a protein of 609 amino acids. NCBI's taxonomy places the organism in Eukaryota, Fungi, Ascomycota, Dothideomycetes, Botryosphaeriales, Botryosphaeriaceae. Gene Ontology annotation, molecular function: transmembrane transporter activity. Gene Ontology annotation, biological process: transmembrane transport. The transcript is spliced from 2 exons. The record is from RefSeq and is a predicted model, not a curated record.
AUGGCAUCACCAGCCGCACUGGAGACUCUUGAACCGGCCAGUACAUUGAAUCGCCAUGAUGAGCUGAACAUCUCGGCCUCCUCCGACAACCAAGAUGCGGCCUGCGGUCUGCGAGAAGAGCGGGAGCUGGACAGUGAGAAGCACCCGCCAGACAUCAGUCCCGCUUCACCAACAUCCUCGCGGCGACCUUCCACUUCACAAGAGCCGGAGCAGCAGCCUGCGCGAGAUCUCGAAAGAGCCAGCACAGCUGCAUCAGGACCUGUUUACUCAGUGUUCCCAAGGGAGAUGAAGUUGUUCAUCGUCUUCAUGGUGGCGUGGGGUGGCUUCUUCUCCCCGUUAUCGGCAAACAUCUUCUACCCCGCCCUCAACACUCUAAGCUCAGAGCUUCAUGUCUCCGAUGAGCUCAUCAACCUGUCUCUCACCUCGUACUCCAUCUUCCAAGGUCUCGCCCCCACCGUGUUCGGAGAUCUUGCCGACAUGGCUGGGAGAAGGCCAGCCUACAUCAUCGGCUUCAUCAUCUACAUCGGAGCUUGCAUUGGAAUCGCACUGCAGGACUCCUAUGCUGCUCUGAUGGUCCUUCGUUGUCUGCAGAGCACUGGAAGCAGUGGCAUGAUAGCUCUCGCAAACGGCGUCGUAGCGGAUGUUGCUACUGCUGCUGAGCGGGGGACAUGGAUGGGCUGGGCUACGGGACCUAUGAUGAUUGGUCCGGCCGCAGGUCCUGUAAUUGGAGGGCUCCUUGCUCAAUUCUUGGGCUGGCGUGCCAUUUUCUGGUUCCUAGUCAUCAUGGCGGGUGUGUAUCUUGUCAUCUUUACAAUCACCUUUCCAGAGACCGGACGGAACGUCGUGGGCAAUGGCUCCAUCCCACCUCAGGGUUGGAACCUGUCAGUCCUCAACUGGCUCUCCGCCCGCAAAGCCGCCAAAAUGGACCAGUCACUCUCCCGCACAAUCUCCACAGAGAGCAACCGCAUUGCGCAGCAACGCCUCGCUCGGUCCCGCAAGCUUCGCUGGCCCAACCCGCUCAACACCAUGAAGCUGAUCCGCGAGCCCGACGUCGGUCUCCUCCUUGUCUACAACUCCCUCGUCUACACGGCCUUCAUGAACGUCGCCGCCAGCGCCCCCUUCCUCUUCGCCGCCACCUACUCCUUCAACGACCUCCAAAUCGGCCUCUCCUUCAUCCCCUUCGGCUUCGGCGCGCUCCUCGCGCCCCUCGUCAACGGCCGCCUCCUCGACCGCAACUACCGGCGCACGGCGGCCCGCGUCGGCAUGGCCAUCGACCGCCGCCGCGGCGACGACCUGCGCCACUUCCCCAUCGAGCGCGCGCGCAUCGAGGUCGCCGCCCCGCUGCUCGGCGUCGGCCUCGCGGCGCUGACGGCGUACGGCUGGGUCAUGCAGGCCGAGGCCGGGGCGCCGCCGCUGGCCGCGCCGCUGGUGCUGUUUUUCCUGCUCGGCCUGACGCUGACGGGCACGUUCAACGUGUUGAAUUUGAUGCUGGUCGAUCUUUAUCCGCUGAGCCCGGCGACGGCGACGGCGGCGAACAAUUUGGUGAGGUGUCUGGUCGGGGCCGGGGGGAGCGCGGUGGUGAUUCUGAUGAUCAAGAGGAUGGGGAGGGGGUGGUGUUUUACUUUUCAUGCGCUGGUCGUGUUGGCGGCGAGUCCGAUUCUGUGGGUGUUGGUUACGAAGGGGCCGGCGUGGAGGGAGCAGAGGAGGCUGAAGGUCGAGGAGGUUAAGCGGAAGAGAGAGGAGAAGGAGCGAGCGAGGAUGGAGGAGGAGGAGGAUAGAGUGAGAAAUGAGGGGUUGAAAGAGGCGGCGCAUGAAGAUAAUGAAAAGUGA